AAACACCAAAAGUUACUAUAACUAAUUAUGAAGCUACAUUGUUUAAUUUUGUUAGUAUUAUAUAUUACUAUAGCUAAUGGACUGCCAUUUGCCGACGUAUUCGACAACGAUGUGGACAAUAGUCACAAAUGGGUGGUAUUGUGCACCGGGAGUAGCGGGUGAAGUAAUUACGGAGAUCAGGCACUUGUAAUGCGAGGCUACCAUAUGUUUCGCUCGUAUGGCAUACCGGAGAGCAAUAUAAUAGUCAUGUUUUACGACGAUAUCGCCAACAGUACACACAAUCCGACCCCCGGUAUAGUCAUCAACGAGAGAGGGGGUCCCGACCUGUAUAAAGGUGUGCCCAAAGACUAUACCGGUAAAGAAGUUACACCCGAGAACUUUUUGGCUGUAAUGCAAGGCGACCCUGAGUUAGCCAAACAGGGUAAAAAGGUUGUCAACAGCGGGCCAAACGAUCAUGUGUUUAUAUAUUUUGGCGACCAUGGUUCGACAGAAAUGCUCAUGUUCCCAUCGACUUACCUGAAAGCCAGUGACCUAAACAAAGCGCUGGUCUCUAUGCACGAGAAACACCGGUUCGCCGAACUUGCUAUUUAUAUUGACGCUUGUGAAUCAGGCUCCAUGUUUCGCAAUAUACUUGCCGAUAAUAUUAAAGUGUAUGCUACAUCAUCAUCUGAUUAUAAUGAGCUUAGUUGGUUUUGGAAUUGGGAUGAUAAGUACGAUACCUGGUUAAGCUCAUUCUUUGCCGACAACUGGCUCGAUAAUGAUGAGACCAGCGAUUUAAAAACCGAGACCAUGCAGCAACAAUUUCAAUUUUUCAAAGAACAUAACUUGGUCAAUUAUACUCACUUAAACGUAACUCAUUCGGUUCAUUCACAACAAUAUGGUAGUAAACCUAAUGGUGUAAUCAAUAGGCGUAAAGCAGAGCAAAAUAAUGAGGCGGUUAGUAAAUGGGACGCAAAGUUGGUUUCACUUGAGAAACGCAUCGAAAAGACUGAGGAUAUCAACGAGGAAAACAGACUUUUAGCAGAGUUAGAGAACUUAUACGCCGGCAGGAAAUAUGUGGACAAACAUAUGACUGAAUACGUGAAUAGUAUUCAACACUUACUGACAGUCGAUAGCAAUGCUAUUCUAAACACUAAACAAGAGCUCAAUGAUAGACAGUGUUAUGAAACUUUGGUCGACACGUAUAACGAGAACUGCUUACAAAUAAGCAAGCUCCUGGUGAGAGAAAUAGACAGCGCACCGGUCGGCACCGGUAUAGGCGUUUGCGAU
Molecule: messenger RNA, 1269 nt
Organism: Medioppia subpectinata
Lineage: Eukaryota; Metazoa; Arthropoda; Arachnida; Sarcoptiformes; Oppiidae
Source: the annotation of a GenBank genome assembly